AAAGCAGAAGAACACUCUCAGUCACUUGGUUAUAGGUGGAACCCUGCCAAGUGUGUCGUGCUUAACUGCCCUAGUGACAAUGGAGGACGUCGAAUGAAACUCUACGGGUCACCCAUACCCAAGGCGUCUUCGUUCGCUUAUCUUGGUGACGUAUUUGGUGAGAUAAUCAUUAUAUUGAAUACAACACUUGGCGUUCCUUUCAGUCCACAGGGUAAGAUUGCCAUUGUCCUCCUUAUUCGUAGGAACAUAGCCUUUGCCGUAUCAGCCAUGCGUGCCACUCUUCUGCCCAUAAAUGUUCGAUCUUCAAGCUUCUCACGUCUUAUUGCCAGUCGUCUCUACACUACCUUUAUUAGGCCCAAGUUUGAGUACGGUCUGUGCAUCUGCACCUUUCAAGUCAAGCAGCUCGCUCUCCUUGAAAAAGCACAAGAUCAAUGCCUUCGAAUGGCUUUCGGUGGUCAUCGUACCUCUUCAACCGGUGUCUUCAAGCAUUUGGUCAACCUACCCAGCAUGACAGAACGUACCACUACCUUGGUCUUCAAGUUCAUCCUCCGAGUCCACUUCCUUCCUGAAGAUAUCCUCCUCUCUCUCCUUCUGCGCUUUGUGCAAGAUGCUCCCGUUCGUAGUCGUUUUCGUUGGCCAGCUUUAGUGGCGUCAAACCCACUAUGGUCCAACCCAACGUUAAAUGGUGCAACCUAUCGCACUCAGAAUCUCACAAAGAUCUACCAGAAACAAAAUCCUCCUGUCCUUCUCUCUGCCUGUCGUCCAUACCAUGGUGUAGAUCCAAUCCUUACGUUACCAAUGAGCGUCUACGAUCGUAGUCGUCUUCUGAGGUGGCGUAUGGGCUGGCUACCAGGUCGUCCUAUUGCUUGUCGUUGUGGUCACUCCCAUGCUUCCAGAGCACAUUUGUUGAGCUGCCUUCGGGUGGCAACACGUUUAAAUGUUGCUCUCAACACUCGCCCUAAUCCACUGGAUUACGUGUUGAAUCAGUUGCCUCGAAAGAUUCCAGUUUGACACUCUCCUCCUCCCCUCUCUCGUUGGUCUGCUUGGUGGCCAGUUGUCUGCGCCAUUUUGUUUGAAAUAGAACAAAUCUGUCAACCCGACGAAGAAUUCUCAACAGCAGCAUCAGACACCUCUGGCUCAUUACUCUUAGACAAACUCAAGCCAGCUCCAGCUGUGUCUCUCUCCUUUCUUCCUCUCUCUCCUUAAACUUUCACUCGUACUGUUUAUAAAACAACAAAAAGAUAAAAAAAAGAAGAAAACUAGAAAAGACAAAAACAGAUAAAAAAAUGCUGGUUUGGGAAUGCGAAAAAAUUAGAAAACGUAGUAUGAGUAAAUUUUGGUGCUUCCAAAUGACAGUAGCAAAAGGCUAC
Rhizopus microsporus ATCC 52813 is the source of this 1370-nucleotide messenger RNA. RefSeq lists its product as uncharacterized. The record is from RefSeq and is a predicted model, not a curated record. NCBI's taxonomy places the organism in Eukaryota, Fungi, Mucoromycota, Mucoromycetes, Mucorales, Rhizopodaceae. The transcript is spliced from 3 exons. Bases 94 to 1011 code for a protein of 305 amino acids.